Molecule: messenger RNA, 1806 nt
Organism: Knipowitschia caucasica
Lineage: Eukaryota; Metazoa; Chordata; Actinopteri; Gobiiformes; Gobiidae
Source: the annotation of a GenBank genome assembly
AUGUGUCUGUGUUUGUUGUUGUGCAGAACAGAACAGAGCUGUGUCCAUCUGCAGAAGACUAAACCCUCAGAAAACACUCAGGAGUCAGUGAAGGGGAAACACAGCAGAAUGUCCAGACAACAUUUUCAGAAACCGUCGAAACCUCCGCCUCCUGCUUCGGACCAGGCUCAGUCAGUGCCCUCAGCCCCAAGAACCAGGAGACACACAGACCGCUGCACCCCUGACCCAGCCCCACCCCUCUGCACCCCUGACCCAGCCCCACGCCUCUGCACCCCUGACCCAGCCCCACGCCUCUGCACCCCUGACCCAGCCCCACGCCUCUGCACCCCUGACCCAGCCCCACGCCUCUGCACCCCUGACCCAGCCCCACGCCUCUGCACCCCUGACCCAGCCCCACGCCUCUGCACCCCUGACCCAGCCCCACGCCUCUGCACCCCUGACCCAGCCCCACGCCUCUGCACCCCUGACCCAGCCCCACCCCUCUGCACCCCUGACCCAGCCCCACGCCUCUGCACCCCUGACCCAGCCCCACCCCUCUGCACCCCUGACCCAGCCCCACGCCUCUGCACCCCUGACCCAGCCCCACGCCUCUGCACCCCUGACCCAGCCCCACGCCUUUGCACCCCUGACCCAGCCCCACGCCUCUGCACCCCUGACCCAGCCCCACCCCUCUGCACCCCUGACCCAGCCCCACGCCUCUGCACCCCUGACCCAGCCCCACGCCUUUGCACCCCUGACCCAGCCCCACCCCUCUGCACCCCUGACCCAGCCCCACGCCUUUGCACCCCUGACCCAGCCCCACGGCUCAGACAGAGACCUCAUUUCACAGAUGAUGACAGCGACACUGAUUUGUCUGAAUCAGAGAAAGGCUCGGUGCCCUGUGGUCCUCCUCCACAGCUGAAGCUGCGACCGGAGUUGAUCGUCCCUGAUCAAGCUCCCAGCAGAAAGAAAAACAAAUCUAAAUUCGACUUUCCGGACUUCCUCCCUCCACCUUUCAACUCCUGGAGCCUUCACCAGUUAGCUUACUUCUAUCAUAUGGAAGGCCGCUCCCGGCCGAGAGCCUCAGGUCCAUUAGAGCGAUAUCUGGAAAGGUUAAUACAGUUAGAAUGGAAUCAGAUUAAAACACGAGAUACCAACAGGACAACACACACAGAGCCGCUCUCCUCCAGACAGAGGAGCCCAGGGUCCUCCUCAGCUCGCCUCAGCGCUCCCAAGUGCAUCCUGCAGUGUCAGAGGGCCUUUCCUUUCACGGUGCUCUCUCCGGGGCCCAGUCACUGCUCCUAUGUCGUCUGCACAACCAGGAACUCCUCCUGCAGCUGCCGGCCCUCAAAGUCCAGCCCCCCCCCCGAGCACAGAAGGCCCUCGAGAUCCAGCCCCCCCCCAGAGCACAGAAGGCCCUCGAGGUCCAGCCCCCUCCCAGAGCACAGAAGGUCCUCAGUUUUCUCCAAGAGGAGCCACAGCGAGGGCCGCGCUCUUCUUCACAGACAGAGGUUCCAGAGUCCGGUCCAGAAUCCGGUCCAGAGUCCAGUCCAGGGUCAGGGCCAUCUGCAGCAGAUGCAGGCAGCAGGGAACAUCAGGACCUCUGCACAAACCUACAACCACGACCACCGCCAUCGCUCCAACGCCACGGUCCAGGGACAGACUGAGGUCAGGAGCAGCUCAGGACGGCGCGGCAGGUCUGAGAGCCGAGGAGAGCGCAGAGCGGUUAAACCUGACGCUGUUCAGGCCAUCAUGGAGCAGUUAGCGGCCGCUAAGUCCUGCGCUCUGUACCGACCACACACCAAACAGGUGGCCUUUGUCAUGUGA